This is a messenger RNA of Trypanosoma conorhini, 412 nucleotides long. RefSeq lists its product as uncharacterized. The annotation marks the transcript as partial. The record is from RefSeq and is a predicted model, not a curated record. The transcript has a single exon. NCBI's taxonomy places the organism in Eukaryota, Euglenozoa, Kinetoplastea, Trypanosomatida, Trypanosomatidae.
GCGACCGCGCCUCGCGCCCUGCCACGCCAGCAGGCAAUCCCCUUGUCCGCCACUUUGCCUGCGUUUCACGUGCUCCCGCACCACUGGCGGCGUCUUGCACCCGCCGUCUCCGCCGCCCCCGGGCGAAUGGGAAAUGGAUCGGCCCUUCACGCCCUACGAGCUGGACUUGGCCAUCCGCGACUCCUCGCACGGCGCAGCCUCUGGCCUGGAUGCCAUUCUGAAUGAAUUUCUGCAGUGUCUGGGGCCCGUUGCCCGUGGGAGAUCUGGAACGAUGAUCAACAUCUGCCUUUCAGAUGGCUGUGUGCCGAUGUCCCGGAAGAAGGGGGACACAAUCCCUGUUCCCAAAUUUGGGAAGGAUCCCUUGCCGCACAGAGAGCUACAGACCGAUUACGUUGCUCUCUGCCUUGCUUGA